Myotis brandtii (Brandt's bat) is the source of this 430-nucleotide messenger RNA. Its product is annotated as integrin beta-4-like. NCBI's taxonomy places the organism in Eukaryota, Metazoa, Chordata, Mammalia, Chiroptera, Vespertilionidae. The record is from RefSeq and is a predicted model, not a curated record. The transcript is spliced from 2 exons. The annotation marks the transcript as partial.
GGACGAGAGCCACCUCCUGGCCAGCCUGACCCCUUUCCGCCUGACCCCUCCCCCAGGCAGGACCACACCAUUGUGGACACGGUGCUGAUGGCCCCCCGCUCGGCCAAGCAGGCCCUGCUGAAGCUGACGGAGAAGCAGGUGGCCCAGCGGGCCUUCCACGAGCUCAAGGUGGCCCCGGGGUACUACACCCUCACUGCGGACCAGGACGCCCGGGGCAUGGUGGAGUUCCAGGAGGGCGUGGAGCUGGUGGACGUCCGGGUGCCCCUCUUCAUCCGGCCGGAGGACGACGAUGAGAAGCAGCUGCUGGUGGAGGCCCUCAAUGUGCCCAUGGGCACCGCCACCCUCGGCCGCCGCCUGGUGAACAUCACCAUCAUCAAGGAGCAAGGUCGGUCAGUGUGGGGGGAGCAAGGAGGCAAAAGGGGAGUCUGGG